AUGAGCGACAAUAACCUCCCCUCAUCAUCAACUCCACAGACAGCUGCUGCUGCCCCUGUCGAGUCUCAGCCAUCUGCUGCUCCUACAACUCCCAACGCCUCUGUCACUGCUACUGCUGCGGCUGCCACGGCUGCAAUCAACAGCUCCAUGAACGGUGGUGAUCAGCUCCCCUGCCAGUGGGUCGGCUGCACUGAACGGUCUCCUACGGCUGAGGCCCUCUAUGAACACGUCUGUGAACGCCACGUUGGCCGGAAGAGCACUAACAAUUUAAAUUUGACCUGCCAAUGGGGCACUUGCACCACCACCACUGUCAAGCGCGACCAUAUCACCUCCCAUAUCAGAGUCCAUGUGCCGCUGAAGCCUCACAAGUGUGACUUCUGUGGCAAGGCCUUCAAGCGCCCCCAGGAUCUCAAGAAACACGUCAAAACCCAUGCUGAUGAUUCGGAGAUCCGUUCUCCUGAGCCUGGCCUGAAGCAUCACCCGGACAUGAUGUUUCCUCAAAACCCAAAGGGCUAUGCUGCAGCAACCCACUACUUCGAGACUCCGGUCAAUGGCAUCUCAGGCCAGGCCUACAGCCAUGGUGCUCAAUACUACUCUCACCACCCAGCACCUCCCCAAGCUGCAAACCCUCACUCAUAUGGCAAUGUGUACUACGCUUUGAGCCAAGGUCCUGAUGGAACCUCCUCAUAUGACCGUAAGCGCGGGUACGAUGCCUUGAAUGAAUUCUUCGGUGACCUGAAGCGCCGCCAAUUCGACCCGAGCUCUUACGCUGCUGUUGGCCAGCGCUUGCUCGGCCUCCAGGCUCUCCAGCUCCCAAUUCUGAAUGGCCCAGUUCCCGAGUAUCAGCCAAUGGCUGCUCCUGUCCCUGUUGCGGGAGGUGGCGGUGGAGGCUACAGUCCAGGCGGCGCGCCCGCUCCUGCUUACCACCUACCUCCUAUGUCCAAUGUUCGCUCCAAGAACGACCUGAUCAACAUCGACCAAUUCCUGGAGCAGAUGCAGAACACCAUUUACGAGAGUGAUGAGAAUGUAGCUGCCGCCGGCGUUGCUCAGCCCGGUGCUCACUACGUCCACGGCGGCAUGAACUACCGUACCAGCAACUCUCCUCCCUCCCAGCUCCCUCCUAGCCAUGUCACCGCUACCACCUCUGCUUCCAUGAUGCCUGCCUCGGCUCACUCUCCCACUCCUGCCUUGACUCCUCCCUCUAGCGUGCAGUCGUACGCGUCCGCCCGCUCCCCAAUGUCGAUCCAGUCGCACCGUGUUUCGCCCCCCCCACGAAAGCGGUGCGGCAUGCCUGCGGGAUACGCGACUUCUGGGGCUGCUCCACCAACUCUCGGCGCAUAUGACCACGAUGAUCGCCGUCGCUACACCGGCGGUACGCUGCAACGCGCCCGCCCUGCCGAGCGUGAGACCCGUGACGCUAGCAUGGGUAUCUCGGAGGACGGCAGCAAAGAUGGCGACCGCACUCCAACCAAGAAGCGCUCUCCUGCCGUUUCUGAGCACUUGAUCGACCCGGCCCUCUCCGUCGCAGACCCCGAUCAGGAGGCUGCUCAGCGUACUGCCCAGGCAGCCACCGAGGUUGCCGAGCGGGAUGUCAAUGUGGCCUGGGUGGAGAAGGUUCGCCUACUGGAGAACCUGCGUCGUCUAGUCUCAGAGAUGAUGGAGGGCGGUAACUUUGGCGAGUCGGAAAACUCGGACCAGAGCAAGAGCCGAUCCGUCACUCCUUCGGUCGAUGGCAUGGAGGGUCUUGAAACUGCCAGCACCCACCAUUCACCCGCCAAGGAGGAGUCGGGCAAGACCGAGUCAGAAGAGAACUCGGUCAUGUACCCGACUCUCCACGGUCUGGAUGAUGAUGGAGAUGCCAAGAUCUCGGAGUAG
Penicillium chermesinum is the source of this 1875-nucleotide messenger RNA. It is a transcript of the gene pacC, whose product is annotated as putative C2H2 transcription factor PacC. Gene Ontology annotation, cellular component: nucleus. The record is from RefSeq and is a predicted model, not a curated record. Lineage: Eukaryota; Fungi; Ascomycota; Eurotiomycetes; Eurotiales; Aspergillaceae. Gene Ontology annotation, biological process: positive regulation of transcription by RNA polymerase II. The transcript is spliced from 3 exons. Bases 1 to 1875 code for a protein of 624 amino acids.